GGAACAUAAUAAUUGAGUUCAAGUUGCAGUUAAGUGUCUUAAAAUCCUUUUCCUUUGUCAUUUUUCCAUCAUUCUGCAUCCCAACUGUCACGACUGAUGCCCCCCGUGAGAACAUGCGACUCCACAAAUCACGACCAAAUUUCCUUCUCUCAUUCAAAGCCAGCCUUAUAAAUCACUUUCAAUAGAGCCGCAUUUUCUUACCAAGAUUAUGGCGAUGAUGGAGAAUGUUGUGGAAGUACCCGAGUACUUCCUCUGCCCGAUCUCACUCCAGAUCAUGAAGGACCCCGUCACCGUCGCCUCCGGCAUCACCUACGACCGCCUCAGCAUCGAGCAGUGGCUUUUUACGAACCGCAACACCAUCUGCCCCGUCACCAAGCAGCCCCUCCCCCACCACCACUCCUCCUCCUCCCUCACUCCUAACCACACUCUCCGCCGCCUCAUCCAUGCAUGGCUCAACCCCAACACACCACUCACUAAAGCCACCCUCACCAGUCUGAUUCAGGGGCUCAGCGUCCCUGAAUCAGAAUCCCAACUCCAGGCCCUCCAGAAGCUGGAGGGCCUGGCGCGGGAGAGCGAGGAGAACAGGGCCUACAUGGCCCAGGAUGAUGACCUGGCAAAAAAAUUGAUUCAUUUUGUGGUCUCCUUACGAAGAAACUCCACCGCCGUGGGGGCGGAGGAGGCUCUCCGCAUUUUGUACAUCCUCCGAGGAGGAGGCUCCGUCACGGAAGCAAGGGUUUUGAAAAUGGACAAUGCGGUAUAUUCCGAUGGAGAAAUCAUCGAUACGCUGAUGUGGGUUUUCGAGUGCGAUCGCUUCAAGGGUGACGACGGGGUCAGGUCACACGCGGCGCACGCGCUUCGGGCGGCGGUGGAGAAGGGCGGGGCGGGGGUGCUGGGGAGGCUGAAGCCGGAGUUUUUCAAGACGGCGGCGCGUGGGCUGAGGGAGGGGGGAGCGUGGAGGCACGCGCUGCUUCGGGUGCUGCUGGAGGCGUGCCCGUGGGGGAGGAACCGGGCGAUGAUGGUGGAGUCGGGGACGGUGUUCGACCUGGUGGAGGUGGAGCUGAAGGGGCCCGGGGAGAAGAAGGCGACGGAGAUGGUGCUGGGGAUCAUCUACCACCUGUGCCUGUCCGCGGAGGGGAGGGCGCAGCUGCUGAGCCACGCGGCGGGGAUCGCGGUGGUGACGAGGAGGAUACUGCAGGUGUCGGCGGCGGCGGAUGAUCGGGCGGUGCUGAUUCUGUGGCAGAUAGCCAAGUAUUCGGCGACGGAGGGAGUGCUGCAGGAGAUGCUCAGGGUUGGGACGGUCACGAAUUUGUGCUUGGUCAUGCUGGCGGAUAGUGCUUCGUAUUUGAAGGAGAAGGCGAGGAAGAUAUUGAGGAUGCAUUUUGAUGCGUGGAAGGAUUCGCCUUGCAUUGACACUGCUACCAUAACUAGGUAUACAAGCUGACUUUAUUAAUGCUUUUUCUUUGGGGACGAUUUAACCACUCAAAAUAUACGAUUCAAACGUUGUUAUAUCAGUUUGGAUUUAGAUAUGGGCUUUGUUAGGUCGAUCUUGAUGCAAAUUAUCUUGGAGAUUUGUUUCUGCUUUCUUCUUUUUUUCUUCUUAUACGUAGUAAAUAUCUUAAUCACAAUUUGUAGAAUUUAAUUA
Molecule: messenger RNA, 1642 nt
Organism: Salvia hispanica
Lineage: Eukaryota; Viridiplantae; Streptophyta; Magnoliopsida; Lamiales; Lamiaceae
Source: RefSeq, a predicted model, not a curated record